Molecule: messenger RNA, 330 nt
Organism: Lachancea thermotolerans CBS 6340
Lineage: Eukaryota; Fungi; Ascomycota; Saccharomycetes; Saccharomycetales; Saccharomycetaceae
Gene: BLS1
Product: Bls1p
Exons: 1
Coding region: 1-330 (109 amino acids)
Source: RefSeq, a predicted model, not a curated record
AUGUCGAAGGCAUCCAAAGAAGCUUUGCUUGAGCGGGCAUUGAAUAAGAUCACCAAAUCCCAGACGAACACCAACGUCGCGGAGGCUCACGAAGAGAUUGAAAGCAACUAUGCCUACAUAAAUGAAAAACAGCUUAAGAGACUGGUGGAGCUUCAUGAUACCGAGUUCAAAGACAAGUGCGUUGUGCCAUUGCAGAGGCUAUAUUACAAAUACAGCGAUACGGUCCUCUGCGAUGGGGACUUGCAGAACUGGGCCGAGCUAAUAGACAGAGAUAUUAGGGUGUUGGAAACCACCUUGGCCAAAGUGAGAGAUAACCAGUCUGGAGGGUGA